AUGGGUCGGCACGAGGAAGAGGGCACUGAAGUAAGGAAGGAGAAGAAGGAAAAGAGCAAGCACAAACAUAAAGAUAAGGACAAGGAGAGAGAAAAAUCCAGCAAGUACAAAGAUAAGAACAAUUCUGACGGAACUGUAGCAAAGGCGGAGCCUGAGCAGAAUGGCGACACGUCAAAUGGACUUCCCUUACCACCACGAUCAGGAGAAAAGAGCAGGGAAAAGAGCGACAGGCAGCCCAGAGAAAAGAGCAGGGAGACAGAAUCAGAGGUGGACAAGGAAAGCAGGCGAGACAGGGAUAGCAGGAGAGAACGGGACGGGGACAAGGACAGGGAAAAGGACAGACACAGGCACAGGGACAGGGACAGAGAUCGGGAAGAAGGCAGCAAGAAGGGUGAGAAGGAAGGCAGGAGGGACAGGGACGACGAAAGGGAUAAGGAGGAGAGGCGAAGGCACGACAAGGAUAGGGACAGGGAUAGAAAGAAGGUUGACAGGAAGGAGGAUGGCCAUAGGAGCGAGCGCAGGGACAAGGAAGAGCACAGCAGAGGCGAAAAGGCUGCAGACGCUGACAAGGAUGACAGGGGCAAAGCUGCAGCGAAGCCCUCUGUUGCAGCUGAUCCUGAAGGGGAUUUCAUGGAGGAGGAUCUGCCUGGGCCACCAUCAGGACCAGUUCCAGUCCCAGAGGAGCCAGCAGCAGCGUCUUCUGUCCCAGAGGAGCCCUUCGUGCUGGACGUCAAGCCUCAGGUGCAGGAGUCCGGCGGAGAGAUCUCCAUGAGUAUUGAAGAGACCAACAGGGUGCGGGUCUCUCUGGGGCUGAAGCCGCUGGUGAUGGAGAGCGAAAGGGAGCAGCGGCAGAAGGAGGCGCUGGCCAGGGAGGCCAAGAGGGCCGAGGAGGAGAAGGAGGCCAAGGCUGCUGAGCUGGCUGAGCGCAUCAAAGCGCCAGUGGACUUCAGGCAGGCCAGACAGCCCAAGGACAGGCGCAGAGGGGCGCCACAGCUGCAGCAGGCGGCAUGCAGGGUCCCGCAGCCCCAGAGGCAGAAGCUGCAGGACCUUCGCAAGCGCCACAGCCAGGGAUCAGCCGCAGGCAGCUCAGCGCUCAGGGAGCCGAGCAGGACAUCGUCCAACGGUGGACUGGAGCCGAGUGCGGCGGCGGUUGAAGAGAUCACAGCCGCUGUUGAGGCCGCAGCCCAACCGGCACGGCAAAGACCAGCAAGGCAGAAGGCGCCGAAGAAGUCACAGCUUCAGAUGGAAGCGGCCAAGUCCAUUGUUAACAAGGGAGUGAGCAGCGGCCUGCCCGUGGUCAAACUCAAGCAGAUUGACGAGUUGCUCUGGACCUUCGACAAGUGCCACUACCUGCCGCAGUUGGGGGAGAGCACUCCCUCGAUUGGUGUCGCUCUCUGGGCCGUCACAAGCACGCUGCACCGCGACGGGGAGUUCCCAGCACGCAACUUGUCCCAGUUGGGUCGUGCUGCCAAGGCUCCUGUUGGUUUGGUGCGCGCUGUGCAGCCAGGCAGCGAUGGCACCCAGCUGCAUAUGGAGAUAUGGUUCCUCGAGGCGCGCGUGCAGACAGAUAGCCAGGGGGAGCCCGAGGCAGCGGUGGCAGGGGAAGGCGGUGGGGCACGCGCAGAUGUGGAGGGACGGGGUGCAGGAGAGGCAGCCACCGGUGGGGGCGUGCAGGAAGGGCAUGGGCGGGGUCGGGGCAGGAAGCGUGGCCGCCGCGGCACAGGCGGGGCGCGUGGCAGCAAUCGGCCCAGAAGGGGCAGCCGAGGCAGGCUCAGGCGCCCAACCGCCAGAGCCGCAGAGUUUUGGGGUCCCCCCACUGAGGGCGACGAAGACGAGGUUGGGAACCUCUUCUCUGAGUCAGAUGCGGAUGACCAGCCAGCGCAGCAGCACAGUGACCCAGCAGAGCCAGAAGGGCAGGCAGAGGGUGUCCUGCCUGAGGCCAGCGAAGUGCCGCCGCAGCCCACAGCUUGUGCGAGCCAGUCGCCGUUGCACGGCUGCUUGCUGGCAGAUGAGUCGCCGCAGCCUGUGCCAGUCCCCAACGUGCGGCUGAGCAUGCAGGGGCAUGCCGCAUCGCCGGCCAAAAUGGCUGUGCUGGUGAUCGACUACCGGCACAUUGCAGCGGCCCUCUGUCAUCCAAAACGGCUGAAGGUGGCUCUCGGAGGCGCUGCCGGGAGCUCGCCCAUGAACGUCGAAGAGGCUGCAACUGGUGUGGCGCUGGCAAUGUUGCUGGCUGAGGAGCAGAAUGCGGCGCGCGCCGGAGAAGGUGGGAGUGCUACGGCAGCGGAGCAGUCGCAGUCAGCCUUGGAGCAGUCACCGCUGUCUGGCGCCAUGGUCUUCUUUGAUCCUGCUCUGGAGCUCGCUGCCGAUGAGGAGCCAGCUUCCUCCUACCGCUCUGCAGAUGGCCCAGCAGGUCGACCGUCCCUGGAAGUUUCCUCCCCUGGGAUCAACAUGGAAGCUGCAAUGGGUGUCAUCGCAGGGCUGGCAUGUCAGCUGAACCCCUCGCCGCAAGCCAGAGGCCAUUCGAGCGCGCACAGUGACGUGCAGAUUCUGCCAGAUGACACAGUCUAUGUCCUAACAGAUGACAGGAGGAUAGUGGGGACGGCAGAGGUGGUGCAUAUUGGGCCUGGCACACGGUUCCACGGUGCUGAGCUUGAGGGGUUUGGUGUUAUUUGCGGGCUCACCAUCACAGACGCAACUGGGGCUGGACACCAGAAGGCAUGGUUGAGCGACACAGAUGAAGUCAGAGCAGGCAGAACACCCUUGGAAGCAAUUGGGGGCAAUCAGAUGGUGGCAGUUCCCGAGAGGUGCCUUCGCUUUCUGAGGCGCCCACCGGCGGCUGGAGAGUGACUUGCAAUGUGAUCUUUGCACUUUCAAGCUAAGUCAGUUUCAAGCUUAGUCAGAAUUGGCGUGUGAGCAUGACGCAAAUGUAGCAUCAAUUUUUUUUAUGUCCUAAAUUUGAUAUUGCAAUGAGGACUGUAGUAGGUUGUGACCAAGUCUGCCUCACUACAAGGCGUUGCACAUCCAUGCGCUCUACGCAACUAAUAUUAGUCACUCACUUGUCCCUCUCUGCACAUGUGCGCAACAAUCAUGACGGUAACCAGAUAUCAUGCAUGUAACAAUCUGUAAGGUAAUUCUGCUCCCGGUUGCCUCACAUGCUCAACCUUCGAAUCUGAAGUGGCCAGUGGGAUGGAGCACUUCUGCUUGAAGACAGAGCACUGCUGCUGACCGCCACAAGGUAGUGGCGGUGGAGGGCAAGAAAAUAAAUCCCCUGAGCCUAUCUUAUAAUAUUAUUAACCCCAUCUGUCAUUGAGCAGCCUGGCUCGUUCUUGCUGUUUCUCUACGAUGUCGGUGUCGAAAUCCACUCACAUAGAAUGUUGAACGUGGAAGAAUUGCUACAAGAUUCUUCUCAGCAUCAUCGCACUUCUUGGUCGCUGCAUAAAGACACACGGCAUGUCACAUCAGAUGGCGCAAAGGUGAUGCCCUUAUCUUGCCGGCACCCACGCUAUGGUACACGCACGCGAUGUGUAUCAAUCAAAUGUGCCACAAGCGACAGAAUUGGGGUGUCAAUUUGCUGCACAGCGUGGGUGCCCCUCCUUGAUGGGCACAUCUCUUUACAUCGAGC
Molecule: messenger RNA, 3622 nt
Organism: Coccomyxa subellipsoidea C-169
Lineage: Eukaryota; Viridiplantae; Chlorophyta; Trebouxiophyceae; Coccomyxaceae
Exons: 8
Coding region: 1-2847 (948 amino acids)
Biological process (GO): mRNA splicing, via spliceosome
Cellular component (GO): U4/U6 x U5 tri-snRNP complex
Source: RefSeq, a predicted model, not a curated record